UCAUCUAUGCCCACCAUCUGUCACCUGUCACUGUCACACCAAAGUUGUUAUUUUGAAAUUUGAAUUUUGAAAAAAAUUGAGACAAGCUUCUUCUUACAUCAAUUUUAACUGAAUUCUAUACCUUUAGGUAUAACAUUCCUUAUUUUUAUUAUAUUCCGAAAUGGACACAAUUAACAAUCCAGAAAUAAUAAGCCUAGGCACUAAAACAAACCAAGAUUGUAUACUCAUGGAUAUUAUUAAAGAAUUAUGUUCGGAUAAAAGUUCUCUUUCAAGUAAAAUUAUUAAAAAGGUUACAAGUAUUAUAGAAGACAAUGAAUUAUUACACUAUGGAAGUCUGCAUAAAUUAAGUACGGCUGAUGAGAGCUCAUCAACUGUUUUAGGAGUUUUGCAUCAAACAUCAUCUGAACUAACAUUUGAUGAACAGGCAGAACUGAACCAAGCAAUUAUUCACAAAAUACAAAGCAAAUUACCAACAUUUACUGCCGAGUUAGAACAUUUGAAGCAAAGUAGGGACAAGCAAGCAAGCAAUAAAAACCUAAUAAAAGAAAUCCGUGAGUGUAUAAAUGACAAAUUACGUCUAUUAGAAGAACAAGAAAAUGAGAAGACAGAUCUAAUGAUGGACUGGAUCAAUCAUAGAAUGCAAGAUGUGUUGAAGUUUAGUGAAAACUCUAAAAAGCUCGGUAUACAAUGGGCACCGCGAAACGUUCCGAUGACACGGCGUCUCCAGACCCUGGGUGCUGCCGGCUGGAUCUGCCUCGUUCUGUUCGGAGAAGCUCUCAGUAUACUGGUCUUCCUCAGCAUCUUAUAUUCCUCGAUGUGGUGGCUCGCGCUGGGCUACGCGGUCUGGAUGCUCAAAGACGUUGAAACACCCAACAAAGGUGGACGUAGAUUCGAAUGGGUCAGGAAUUGGUCCUGGUGGCGGAACUAUUGCGACUACUUCCCAAUUAAAUUAAUCAAGACUGCUGAGUUAGAUCCAUCGAAGAAUUAUCUCUUCGCAUGUUUCCCGCACGGCGUUGUCAGUUCCGGAGCGUUCGGAGCAUUCGCCACUAACGCGUUAAACUUCUACAGAACAUUCCCUGGCAUGACGUGCCAUAUGAUAACAUUAGGAGGUCACUUCUUAGUUCCACUGUUCAGAGAUCUGAUUCUUGCGUUAGGUGGAUGCGCGUCAUCAGAAGAGAGUCUAUUACAUUUAUUAGAUAAGAGGAAACAUACGGGGAAAUGCGUGGCGCUGAUUGUUGGUGGAGCUGCAGAGGCACUGGACUCGCAUCCUGGAGAAUACUGCGUCAUUCUGAGCAGAAGGAAAGGAUUUAUACGAGUUGCCAUGAAAACCGGGGCACCUUUAGUUCCCGUAUUCUCGUUCGGCGAACCGGACGUGUUCCGUCCGCUGAACAACCCGCGGGACAGUCUGCUGCGCCGCUUCCAGGAGAAGUUCCGUGAGUUGACCGGCAUAUCGCCCAUCCUGCCCAUCGGCCGCGGUUUCUUCCAGUAUACGUUCGGCGUACUGCCUUUACGAUCGCCUAUUACUACUGUUGUUGGCACUCCAAUGGAGAUAGAAAGAAACUUGGAACCUACUGAUGAGGAAGUGGAUGCGGUACACGCAGAGUUCACAAGAAGAUUGAUAGAAUUAUUUGAAUCUGAGAAGUCUAAAUACUUGAAGGAUUAUAAAAACAAAACUCUUGUUAUAACAUAGAAAGAACUCAAAUUAUUUUACUUUACAGAGUACAAGGUUCUGCUAUACACAUAAUUUUGCAUUUAUAAAAUAUCUACUUCAUCAUCAGCUCGGUAUCCCCACCGAGGGGCUCGGAGCUUACCAUAAGUUAGGGGUGACUGCGCCAUAGUCGACCGCACUGGCCCAAUGGGGGUUGGUUGACUUCACACAUAUCUUUGAAUUUAUUUACGAUGUUUUCCUUCACCGUAAGAACUUAAGAUAAAUGUACAUGUCGGGAUUCGAACCCAGGACCUGCAGAUUGCAAGUCAAGUGCUUAACCCCUAAGCUACCGACGCUCAAUCCAUUGCUCCAAUAUCUACUUAGUUAACUAAAAAGUUAUUUAGUAACAGUUAAGUUGAAUACAUUUUUUAAAGAUUUUGUUUCUUGCCAAAAUUAUAACAUGGGUGAGUGAUACAUAAACACGGCUAAACUCUCACGUAUAUACGUCCGGUGGCGGCACCGACUAGUGUAGAGCCCAU
This is a messenger RNA of Papilio xuthus (Asian swallowtail), 2187 nucleotides long. RefSeq names its product 2-acylglycerol O-acyltransferase 2-A-like. Gene Ontology annotation, molecular function: diacylglycerol O-acyltransferase activity. The transcript has 6 exons. NCBI's taxonomy places the organism in Eukaryota, Metazoa, Arthropoda, Insecta, Lepidoptera, Papilionidae. The record is from RefSeq and is a predicted model, not a curated record. Gene Ontology annotation, cellular component: endoplasmic reticulum membrane. Gene Ontology annotation, biological process: triglyceride biosynthetic process. The coding region runs from base 161 to 1690 and encodes 509 amino acids.